Xenopus laevis (African clawed frog) is the source of this 9045-nucleotide messenger RNA. It is a transcript of the gene pkd1l1.L, whose product is annotated as polycystin 1 like 1, transient receptor potential channel interacting L homeolog. The record is from RefSeq and is a predicted model, not a curated record. The transcript has 52 exons. The coding region runs from base 226 to 8226 and encodes 2666 amino acids. Lineage: Eukaryota; Metazoa; Chordata; Amphibia; Anura; Pipidae.
UGUGUAGGAGCUCAGGCUACAAGCGGAACCGCUGUGACAGCGCAUGUAACGCAUCCUCCCACUUGUAGGCGUAUUUCCCAGGCUUGGGCGCACACAAUGCAGGUAAUUAAAACACAGCAACAAGUAAAAGCUGACGGACGCUGCUGAGAAGCUGAGGUGUCCCGUUAUCUGCCCUGACAAGAGCUUUAUUAGCGGGAGCGAGAGAAACCCCUUAUCUGUGGCGCGAUGGGCGCUUUGCCAGUGCUUUUCUGCAUUUAUUUCAGUAGCCCCGCGGUAUUCGGCGAUAUUACCCCAAACGCAGUUUCCAUUGCCACGAAUGGGACGUUCUUUUCAACGGAGACAAAUAUUAUUUUCAAAGCGGUGACUUCAGAGAGUGGUCCUGUGCGAUUUGUUUGGAAUUUUGGAGACCAAUCACUUCCUGAAUCAACUUAUAACAGCAUUAUAUCAAAAAGAUUCUCUGCCCCAAACAGUUAUAAUGUCGUCGUUAACGCUUCCAGUCAAAUUGGAUCCUUUGUUUCUGAAGCCUACACGGUUGUUAUACAGAAAAAAGUGAUUCCAAAUCGACUUAUUGCUAGACCUUCUGUACUGAUCAACUCCACUGUGACAUUUGAAUGUAGGAUAAACUCUGGGACAAAUAUAAGUUACUUGUGGAAUUUUGGAGAUGGAACUAUCAGAUUUGGAAAGAUCGCUGACAUGCAUGUAUACAAGAGAGAAGGGGAAUAUACAGUGAAAGUUUCGAUCUACAAUAAUGUUAGUUCUGCCUUCCUUACAAAGCAGAUUUUUGUUGUCAGAGAGCUUUGUCUUCCUCCUCCAGUGAAACACAUGGGUCCACAAAAAAUACAGAUUCGAAGAUAUGAACGACUUUGUCUUGGAGUCACAUUUGAAGCUCCAGUUAUGUGUAACAUAUCACAAGGCCUUCACUAUUUUUGGUCUUUUGUUAAAUCUGAUGGAAAUUCUGUAAUUCUACCAAAUUAUAUAAACAACCGGAAGCAAAAAAUUACAGUUCCAGGUUUCUUACUGGAUUACGAAAACUAUACUGCUAUUGCACAGGUACAAAUUGUUGGGAAUGUGGUAUACAGUAAUUACUCCGUUCUUUUAGAAGUCCUUCCUAGUGACCCAGUCAGUGUGAUUGCAGGUGGAACACAUUUUAUUAUAAACAAACAUACUGUGACACAUUUUAAUUUCGAUGGAAGUGCUUCUUUUGAUCCAGACGAUUCUGAAGCCUCUUUGAGGUUUCAUUGGAAGUGUGUUCCAGUAAGUUUACACUCAGAUUCAUGUUUUAAUGCAACAGCCACUAAUCCUCUUCAGACCGAUGGUUCAAAACUACAUUUUCCAACCGCUCUUCUUAAUGACAAAUUUGAUCAGUUUCUUAUUAGAUUAACAGUGUCCAAUGGUAAUCGCACAUCACCAGAUGUCCAAGCUAUCUUAUCUAUAAGUUCAAAACCUAAUUUCAGGGAUGUUCAGAUAAUUUGUUUUGAAUGUAAAGGUUCCACUGUUAACUGGAAUGAGAAAUUGUCUGUGCAAGUUGCAUGUACGGAGUGCAGAGAGGCAGAUAUAUCAUAUUCAUGGGAACUUUAUUCAAUCAAUACAACAGAAAUUGAGAGUUCAGAUGGGCCAUUCUGCAAUGUACUUGAAAUAAUGGGGUCAUCUAGUUUGUUUGGUACACCUCUACCAUCUGUUGAGAUAUUUACUAAUCCUCCAAUGACACAAAUUGUAUCACGUGAAAUUUUUGAUGAAAACCACAUGGCAAGAGAAGCAUUUCUUAAGCUUGAUCCGUGUCCAAAAAUUGUACCAUCUGCACCCCUUCAUGGUUUGUUAGAGGAAAUUUCAUCUGGAGGUAGACCAUUUAGAAGCAAAAGAUCAGAAUAUACCAGAAGUUCGAAGAACAUAAGCCAAGAACAGUCCGGUAUUGGUAAUACAUUUACAAGAGAACAAAUAAACUUUAACGGAACAUAUAGUGGUUUUUUGUUUGAUGGAGGCGAGGGAGGGUCUGAUUUAUACAACCUAACAGAAAUUCCAACACAUUCAGAUCUUGAGGUGCACUGUAUUGGAAUCCAGGAAGGUAAAAAAGGUUCAGGUGGCAGACCUGAAGAUCCAGAAGGUGAAAGAUAUGGCAAUACAAGAAUACCUGAAAAUGAAGAUCAAUUAGGAGAUGAUAUUUUGAAUCCUUCUAAAGCAGCUGCUAAGUCUCCUGUCACAUCCAUGUUAGACUGGAAAACACAGCAAGUUAGCAAAAGCACAUUUAGAAGUUUCGUAACUACAGAUCUUUCAUCCCAGGUCCUUACAUUCAAGCCUUAUUUUCUGAAACCUGGCAAAAUGUACAUGCUUGAUGUCUCCGUUGCCUCUGGGGGAAAUGAAGUUGGCAAAUCACAGCUCUACUUUACAGUUAAUGAAAUGGCACCAAGAAUGACCUGCCAAGUGCAGCCGAAUGAAGGAACAGAAUUAUACACUGUUUUCAGCAUAUUCUGUACAUCAGGAAAAGAGGAUCUUUAUUAUGAAUUUAGUUACCAAGCUGGGGGGAGAUCAGCUAGGAAGAAAAUGUAUGAAGGAAGAGACAUCCAGUAUUAUUUUAAUUUGCCUGCAGGUGAUCAAGCAGAUGGAUAUCAAGUUACUCUGUUCACACAAAUAACAAACAUGUAUGGAUCACAAACAAAGCCAUGUCCCGUAAAUGUUACUGUAUGGCCUGUCUUUGGGAAGAAUACAUCUACAGACUUCAUUGUAGAAGAAUUGUAUCAUCACGGCUUGAAAAACCUUUCUGUACUUUUACUUAUGGGAAAUCACAUAGAGAUAAGGAACUAUGUUACUUUAUUAACAAUUGUACUCAAUAAAUUAUAUACUGAAGAAAGUAAGACUCCAUUUGAACUGCAAUCAAAAAUAAGAAAUGCAAUGAUUUCAACUCUAUGUAGUAUGUCCUUUCAGGAUGAGGAUGAAUUUCAUGAGAUAGUGUCAAUGUUACUAGACCUUUUAAAUUAUACAAAGCAGGUAACAGCCAAGAGUGCAAUGCUCAUUGUAAAUAAUACAAAAACAAUUCUUAAAAGGUCCAUUAAUUCUGAAGACCCUAGCAGAAUAUAUCUGCAAAGAAACUUGGUUGAGAAAAUUGUCUCAUUGAUCUCAUACUCCAUGGAAAUAUAUAUAGAUUAUUUUGAAAGGAACUUUAUUGUGCUUGAUGGCAUGACAAUCAUAAGUGAUCUGAUGCUGGAACACAUUAUUUUUAAUAAGAAACAACAUCUUAGCCUAAGCACAAAUCUGAUUGAUUUCCAGACCAAUAGCCAUAUGAUGUUUCAAAACAGCAUUCAGACAAUUGGUUCAACAAAAGUCUAUCUACCACAGCUGCAGAGCAGUUACUUGGAAACAAAACUACUAAGUAACAGAUGUUACAUUAGUCAGCUGGUUUAUUUCAAAAAGAAUCCAUACCUUUGGGCACAAAUUUCAUCUCAGCUUCAUGGGGAGUUUGCUGGUGUUAGUCUUUUUAACUGCACUAACAAAAAGAAGAUAAAUGCAAGAGAUGUUGCAACAUCAGUAAUGAUGGAGUUUGACAUGAAAAGAAACCAUGAUUCAGAGUUCAACAAAAACACAAUUUCACUGUAUUGGGACAAAGUCAACUUUCACAAAUUUAAUACUGUUUCAAAGAACAGAGAUGAGGCAUUGCUGAUAACAGUUACUUUUUCCCGACCGAAAUCUAGAGCAUUUCCCGUGUUGCUACUAGUAAGGUACUCUGAUAAGCCCACCACUUCUCAUUUUAACAUAAAAGAAAUUUAUACUUGGGAGGAAAAUUCUAUUCAAAUAUUUAUUCCUGCUCAAUCCAUUAAAGAUGGUGAUAACUCCUAUUUGACAAUAAUGGAUGCAGACUAUAAUAGACAGCCACGAAAUAAGUAUCUUUCAAAGGUGAUCAAUUAUACUAUUGAUACCCAAUGGACAAAGUGUUUGUACUGGGAUAUCUACAAACAGUGGAAUUCAGAAAGUUGUUUUCCUCAGAAGGGAACACUGUCUACAAAAAUCAUAUGCAGCUGCAAACAUCUUGGCAUAUAUACCUACCUGAGAAGACAUGUGAACACUAGCAUCAGCACUGAAGAGGUUUCACAGUAUCUCAUCACCACCAAAAAUGUCAUCCCUUGCACUUUUGUUUUGCUUACCGUAUUUGUAUAUACACUUCUGGCAAUUUACUACAAAUUUAAGGACCGUCAUGAAGAGCAGAAGAAUGGUGUUGUUUUCCUUCAGGAUAACUCUCCAAAUGACCAUCAGCAUUUUGUCAUUGUAGUUGAUGUGGGUUUUCGAUCCAGGCCAAAAUCAACAGCUAAGGUUUAUGUAGUUCUACAUGGUGAAGAUGGUGUGUCUGAAACAAGAGAACUGUACUUUCCUGACAAACCAUUAUUUGAAAGGAAUUCUCGACACACAUUCAUUAUGAGUGUUUCAGAAAACCUUGGUCCCAUAUGGAAGAUUCAUAUUUGGCAUAACAACAGUGGCUUCUCGCCGAGUUUGUAUCUGAGUCACAUAAUUGUCAAAGAUCUGCAGAGUGGGCACAGUUAUAUUUUCCUUGCAGAAUGCUGGCUUGCUAUGGAUGAAGGUGAUGGCAAAGUGGAAAGGGAGCUGACAUCUGCAAUACAUGGACUUGAGUUUAGAAAGUUGUUUUACUGCAAGCUGACGGAACUUCUAGAGGAUUUACAUCUAUGGGGAUCUUUAUUUAGCCGUCCUUCUUACAGUUGCUUCACAUAUACUCAAAGAAUAACCAUUUGCCUUGCCUUAUUUCUGGGCUACAUGUUUUUGAACAGUAUUCUCAUUCACUGGGAAGAAGAACAACAUUCAUUUGAACAUGGUCUUCUAGAUGUUUCUCCAGUUUCAAUGAUAUCAGGAUUUCAAUCAACAUUAGCCCUUUAUCCAAUUGCAGCAUUAAUCUCACUUCUCUUUCGGUUUAGUGAGAAGAACAUAAAUGAUUCUGGGGAGGAGAAGUUAAAAGUUCCAGUUCAGACAAAUUUUUCUGGCGAUCAUCGAAAUUCCUUAUCGCCAUCAGACACAAUGUUUGAAUCCAACUUGACUUGGCAGCACUUCCAGUACUGGGCAUAUGAUGCCUGGAAAAAAAAAUAUGAGAGGGAUUAUUUUACACCAAGUAUUCAAUCUGUAAACUGCAGUAAAAGGAGUAAAAAAGGAAGCCCUUCUCCUACUAUCCAAAGCUCAAGUGGAUUUAAAGACUGCAGUCAACAUCUGGCUCAGAAGAAUUGCAGUCAUAGUUCAUGUGACACAUGUUCAGAAUUCCCAACAGGCCACAGGAGCUUAUUUGGAAAUCAGUAUAAAGUAUUGCCUCCAUGGUGUAUUUAUCUGGCCUGGUGUAUUUGUGCUGUGAUUAGUAUUGUGUGCGCAACUGUGACAACAUUGAUUGGUUUCAGUUUUGGGCCUACAAAAUGUAUACUCUGGAUGCACUCUGUGUUUUUCUCGGUCAUCUUUUGCACUUUUGUUGUUCAACCUUCUACGAUAUUCAUUAUAGCAUUCUUUAUGACUUGGCGUAAAAAAGAAAUCAUUGACUUGUUUGCUGAAACGGUAUGUGAAGCCACUAAAUAUUUUCAGAGUCAGUCAAGUACUUUUGGACAAAUUUCUACUUUGCAUCCUUGUCAGAAUGAUCUUGAUGCUUCAACUGACUUUGAAAAGAUACUUGCUGCUCGAAAGAGGGCACGAUAUUUGAGGCUGGCCCGUCCACCUUCCCCUUCUCAACUAAAGAUAGUAAAGGAUAAAAUCAGAAAGAAGACAACUACUGAGAAAACAUUCAGGGAAUUUUUCAUACAUGGAAUCAUGGUCUUGAUACUUCUUUUUAUUACACUGGAAAAAUGCUCAAAUGGUGAUUAUUUGCUGAACCAAGCAGUAAAAAGUGAAUUUACAAGACAUGGUAAACCGUCAUUUAGGAGUAUUAGAACAGAAGAUGAUUGGUGGAAUUGGAGCUUUAAUGUUUUACUUGAUGGUCUAUACUGGGACAAAUGGUACAAUAUUACUUCUGCAAAGUCUGAAACUGGUCCUAUUGGGGGCAAAUUUUUUCUGAUGGGAACUCCUAUCAUUCAGGCGUUUAGUCUUGAAAAUAGUUCUGCAUGUUCAACCCAUUCCUUUGUUUCAUCUAUAAUUUCCUCAUACAGUCAAGUUAUUCAUAAGUCUAAACAAUCAGGCUUUGAGAACAACCUGGACUUCAAAGAUGAUACACAUCAUCGCAAUGGCAAGAUUCAUUGUUACAAAGGCAGAAAAUCUGUUAUAAAUCUUGGCAGAUCAAGGACUGAAGCCUAUUCAGCUUUGCUACGUAUACGGAAUCAGCAGUGGAUAAACCAGAGCACAAGAGCACUUAAUGUACUUUUUACUCUUUAUAAUCCCCCAGCGAAUGUUUUUACUGGGGUGUCCUUUCAUAUGGAGUUUUCUGCCUCUGGUGGUGUUAUUACAUCAUCAUUCAUUGAGUCUUUCAAAAUAUAUCACAUUGCAACUCUUUUGGAUUAUAUUACCAUGGCAUUCAAGUUGUUGUUUUUGGCACUCAUCCUUAUUCAUUCCUGUUUCCAACUCGGUAUAAUGAUUCAAAAUGGCAUUAGGAACUACUGGCAGGAACCAUGGAACUGGAUCGAGGUUGGCAUAAUUGGAGGCAGUCUCUGUUAUUAUGCCUGCAUUACCUACACAUUUAUCCUUACAAUGGAUAUGAUUGACCAUCUUCAGAAAGUAUUCUUUAGCAUUUUCAUAGAUUUCAGCAUCCUUGCAGCAUGGGACAAGUGGAAUCGCUCUUUGCACGGGAUAGUUUUUUUCUUAAUGAUAAUAAAGUUCAUCAAAUUAUUUCGCAUUUACAAAGUGAUGGCUCCCUGCAUGACAGUCCUUCACCUUUCUUCAUCCAGUAUGGCUUUUGCAAUGAUUUCAGGAAUCAUUUUUUCACUUGCCUUUUCAUCACUUGGCCAUGUUAUUUUCCUCUCUAAUUUCUUCCAUUUUAGCAACAUGAUCAAGUCAUUGCAUAUGCUUUUCAUGCACCUUUUGGGAGUUGGUGACAGGAGACUUUUUGCUUUUUUACACCUCCGAACUAAAUCUUUUCCGUUGGCUGCAACAUGUAUCUACAUAGUGCUAGUUCUUUUUAUAGCAAUUUUAUGGACUGGCAUGCUAAGAGGAAUACUCACAUCAAUAAUCAAAAGCAGCAGUAAAAUACAUAGAAGUAAGCAACUGAUCACACUAACAGAUGUCGCUUCUCAUGCGAAGGAGAAAGUAUAUUCAGUGUUUCGACGCCAAAGAUUGAAAACAACAGAUACACCGUUCCCUCGCAAUAAUUUUUACUUGGAAGAGUUUGAGGACCUUAUAGAUGAACUGCUAUUUCGUCUUAAUGCAAUAUCAAACAGCCUUCACCAUUCCCUGCCUGCAAAGUUACACUGUUACACAGAAGAAGCUGAAGAAGUUAGUCAGCUGGAAAGCCAUUCUGUUUGCUGCUUUAAACCACCACAGGAGAGUGACUUGAAAAAUGAAGUCAAAAUUCAGAGACAAAACACAGAAAAACGUCAUUACUGUACAGACUGUGCCACUGUGAAUACUGACCUAUACAGCGAUAAAGAUGGAACUUCAUCUUCUUGUAAGAACAUAAAAAGUAACACACAAUGUCAUGGUGAUCAGACAAGCUUGCAUAAGGCUAGACUUAAAAAGCAGCCUGUAACAGAUACUGAAAGCUGCAGAUCACAAGUAUCCGAGGAACUCAAGAACUCUUCAUCAAAAAUGCAAAUUACAGAAUCUAAUUUAAAAGAUUUAUCAACUCCAUUUUGCAGUGACCAGUUUAUAGAAAGUCUAGUUAUGGAUCCGGAGAAAACAGAUGGCCAAACUCGUUGCAUUUCUGCUAUUGAUUUCUGUAAAAAUCGUAAACCACUCAAACGUUCUCAUACCACUGUGAUUGAACUUUUGGACAAUGGUUGCAAAUCGGUAUGGAAUGAAGUGCAUGAAGGUAAUCUAGAGGCUUUUAGGAGCACAAUAGAUGUAAGAGAUUUAAAUAAGGUGCAUUGCUUUGCUAUGGAAAACACAAAUGUCCUUCAUCCCCAAGUUAAAGAUUAUGAUGUAAAGAAAGAAAGCCUUCAGAAACAAAAAAGUGCUGAAACCUAUGUAUACUGCAAAAGCAAACUUCCUGAAGGAGCACAAAAUGAAAGACAGCAAGUUGAACUCCACAAGGCUGAAGCAAACAUAUUUCAUCAGGAAAAGUGUGACUUGAAGGAUAAUCAAAAUUGUAUUAAGCAGUGUUGGUAUUGAGAGAACCAAGUAACAAAAAAAUCUCUGAUUUUAGACUUUUAUUUAAAUUGUAUUUUCUGGGUUUAGAUUUUCGAAUUUCCUUCGUCUCCAGAUAUGUUCCUUAUGAUUCUAGUCAAUAGAGACCACAGAAUGUACUAUGACCUCACUUGCAUGAAUAUUCAGUUCAGGAACAAUUUAGUAGAGAUGUAAUAUAAAUCUUUAUUAGCAAAGCCAUUUUAGGUGGUUAGUUGUUUUCAUUUAAUGACGCAAGAAUGUAAGAUUUGUUUUAGUUAUUUAGUUGCUUUGAGGUUUGAUAAAUGCUAAAAUGUAUGUACAGAAAGCAUAAGUUUAUAAAGGCCCAUUAUGCAUCUUUUCCAGGCAAACAUACAUAAAAUAAAUUCUAGAACAUGGGCUUCUGAGACUUAAGGCAGUAUUUUCAGACUUAAGUUUGACCAACAAUGUAUUAUGGCAUCCCAUAUCUUUUACACACAUUUAAAGGAACACUAACACCAAAAAAUGAAAGUGUUUUAAAUGAAUGCAAAUAUCAUGUACUGUUGUCUUGCACUGUAAAAAACUGAUCUGUUUUCUUCAGAAACACUACUAUAGUUCACAUGAACAAACUGCUGGGUAGCAAUGACAGAAAUUGAAAAAAGGCUAUAUGGCACAGGAUAAAUAGUGGAAAACAGAAAGCAGAUAAGCUCUGUAAAACAUAAUGUUAUCUGCUGUGUAACUUGAGCCUUUUCUCCUUUGAAUUGCUGCCCCCUUGGCUACACAGCAGCACUAUUUAUAUAGUGUUUCUGAAGCAAACCCAGCAAUUUUACUAGUGCAGGGCAACGCUGC